AUGGAGACACAAGCCAACAGGCCUCACCGGCCUUCCAAAGAGAAGAAACAGCACAAAAGAGGGGAAAAGAACGUCAAGGCCUUCGCCGUCGCACGACCUGGGCGACUUGCAAAGCAAGCCGUGCGGUCCAGCGACAUCAAGGAAAAGCGCCUCCAUGUACCCCAGGUCGACCGAAUCCCAGAAGAAGCCCCGCCCAUUGUCGUUGCCGUCGUCGGCCCUCCCGGCGUCGGAAAGACGACCCUCAUCAAAAGCCUGAUCCGACGCUACGCCAAACAAACCUUGUCGCACCCGACAGGACCCCUCACCGUGGUGACCUCGAAGAGACGGCGCCUCACCUUCCUCGAAUGUCCCUCCGACUCCCUCGCUGCCAUGAUCGACGUUGCGAAGAUCGCCGAUAUCGUCCUCCUCAUGAUCGAUGGCAACUACGGUUUCGAGAUGGAGACGAUGGAGUUCCUCAACGCCCUGAGCGUCUCUGGCAUGCCGGGGAACGUCUUUGGCAUUCUCACACACUUGGAUUUGUUCAAGAAGCAGAGCACACUCCGUGCGGCCAAGAAGAGGUUAAAACACAGGUUCUGGUCGGAGCUGUACCAUGGAGCAAAACUGUUUUAUCUGUCGGGUGUGAUCAAUGGAAGAUAUCCCGACCGAGAGAUCCACAAUCUAUCCAGGUUCCUUUCGGUCAUGAAGAAUCCCAGACCCCUGAUAUGGAGGAACAGCCAUCCGUACUGCCUCGCAGACCGUUUCCUGGACGUGACACCCCCCACCGAGAUUGAAGAGAAUGAGAAAUGUGAUCGGCAGGUGGCACUAUACGGGUACCUUCGAGGCACAAACUUUCCAGCGGAGGGUGCACGAGUGCACGUUCCGGGCGUGGGAGACUUGACGGUCAAAGAAAUUGAAUCUUUGGCCGACCCCUGUCCGACGCCCUUUCUAGACCAGGCGAUGGCUAAAGCGACAGGAAAAGCCCAACGACGAAAGCUGGGCGAGAAGCAAAAAGUUUUGUUUGCACCCAUGUCUGACGUUGGUGGUGUGCUGGUUGACAAAGAUGCCGUCUACAUAGACGUCAAGACGAAUACAUUUGACCGGGAGGCGGAAGAUGCAGAGGAGAGAGGACUGGGCGAACAACUCAUGAUGAGCCUACAGGCAGAACGAAAGUUACUCGGACAGGCGGACCGUGGCGUCCGACUUUUUCAGGGCAGCCGGCAGCUCACUGCGGAUGAUGCUACAGAGAACGACACCGGCCGUAAGACGAAAAGGGGGGUCCGUGCAUUCGGUGAUAAAGGCGACCUUGCGGAAGCCAUUGAGGGAGAUGAGGAUGAAGGAUUCGUCAGUGGCGAGGAUGACAGUGAAGCAGAUGAUGAAGAUGCCAACGGCUUCCCCGAGCAUACGGGAAGACCUGGGUUCGUCGCAGAAGAUGAUUCCGCCGAGCAUGAGGGCGAAGACGAUGUUGCAUUUGCUGAAAGUGACUCCGAUAUGGGCUCCGUCUCAGGCGAUGAUGACGGCAGCAGGGAUCUCUCGGCUGACGAGCUUGAGGGGUUGGAAGACGAGGAAGACUUCGAGGACGAGGACGAGGACGAUGGUGGUCUGCGUUGGAAGGAGAAUCUUGCUGAAAGCGCUCGGAAGUUGCAUUCCAGCAAAGUCGCAUUUCGGGCUGCCGAUCUUUCGAGACUGAUGUAUGAUCUCACUCUAUCACCCUCCCAAGUAAUUUCCAAGUGGGCCGGACAAAAGGUGGAACAAGACACGAUGGCCGGCGAAGAUGAAGAUGAAGAGGAAAUUUUCUUCAAGAAAGCGAAGACUGAUCAAGAGACCACCCUCGAGGACCGACAGACACCCAAGUACGAUUAUGAGGCGCUUGCUGAGAAGUGGGAAGAUGAAGAACAUAUCCAGUCACUGAAACCCCGCUUCACGAAAGGCUCGAUGGCUACUGGAGCCAAUGCAGAUUCCGAGGCCGAAGGCGAGGACGCCGAGGAGGAUGGGGAUGACGAGUCUGACGAAGGAGAUGGCGAAUUCGAAGAUCUGGAGGCUGCAGCGGACGAGGAUCCCAAAGCUACAGCCGAGCUCACAUUGGAGGAAGAGCGGGCCCAAAAUGCCAAGCGCAAAGAGGAACUGAAGUUACGCUUCGAGGAAGAAGAUCGAGAAGGGUUCGCGAAUGCUGUAAAGAAGGACAUUGAAGCGACAGAGCAGGAGUUCGGGGAAGACGAAUGGUACGACGCGCAAAAAGCGAUGCUUCAGAAGCAGGUCGACAUCAAUCGAGCAGAGUUCGACAGCCUUGACCCGGUCUCGCGAGCAAGAGCCGAAGGAUUCAAGGCUGGCACCUACGCACGGAUAGUGCUGGACAAAGUGCCGUAUGAAUUUGUGCGGUCCUUCAACCCGAAGCUACCUGUCAUUAUCGGCGGAUUGGCGCCCACGGAAGAUCGAUUUGGAUUUGUGCAGGUCCGCAUCAAGCGACACCGCUGGCACAAGAAGAUUCUCAAGACGAACGAUCCACUCAUCUUCUCGCUCGGCUGGCGGCGGUUUCAAACGUUGCCGCUAUAUUCGAUAUCGGACUCCCGGACUCGCAAUCGGAUGCUGAAGUAUACCCCCGAGCAUAUGCACUGCUUUGGCACCUUCUACGGACCACUCGUUGCCCCAAAUACUGGAUUCUGCUGUGUCCAAUCUUUCUCCAACGCCAACCCAGGGUUCCGGAUCGCGGCGACCGGGGUGGUGCUGAACGUUGACGAGACCACCGAGAUUGUCAAGAAGCUGAAAUUGACCGGGUACCCGUACAAGAUUUUCCGCAACACGGCCUUUAUUCGCGACAUGUUCAACUCCUCUCUCGAAAUUGCCAAAUUUGAAGGAGCAGGGAUCCGGACUGUUUCUGGGAUUCGUGGACAGAUCAAGCGAGCCCUCAGCAAGCCGGAAGGGCACUUUCGAGCGACCUUCGAGGACAAGAUUCUCAUGUCUGACAUUGUUUUCUUGCGAGCAUGGUAUCCCGUCAAGCCACAUCGAUUUUACAAUCCCGUCACGAAUUUACUAGAUGCGCCCCCUACAGGCCGUGCAGAUACCGGAGAGGAAGGACACGGCGUCAACGAUGGAGCUAGCGAAUGGCAGGCGAUGCGUCUCACUGGCGCCGUGCGAGCAGCGAUGGGCAUACCGACUCCACUGGUCAAAGAUUCGGCGUACCACAAGAUUGAACGACCAGUUCGGCAUUUCAACCCAUUGCGAGUGCCAAGGACUCUAGCCGCGGAUCUUCCAUUUAAAUCACAAAUCACACAACAGAAGGCACGCAAAGCACCAACCUAUCUCCAGAAACGAGCAGUGGUCCUGGGCGGAGAGGAGAAGAAGGCACGCGACCUCAUGCAAAAGCUGCAGACCUUGCGGAACGAGAAAGCGGAGAAGAGGGCGAAGAAGCAGGAAGAGAGACGGGCCGUCUACCGUAAGAAGGUGGCCGAGAACCAGGAGAAGAAGGAAGAGCGCGAGAGGAGAGAACGAGACGAGUUUUGGCGACGAGAAGGGCGAAAGCGAAAGACGAACGAUGGUAGCGGUGGAGGAAGAGGAGGAGGAGGGAAGCGGGCAAAACGAUGA
Fonsecaea erecta is the source of this 3558-nucleotide messenger RNA. RefSeq lists its product as hypothetical. The transcript has a single exon. Bases 1 to 3558 code for a protein of 1185 amino acids. Gene Ontology annotation, biological process: maturation of SSU-rRNA from tricistronic rRNA transcript (SSU-rRNA, 5.8S rRNA, LSU-rRNA); endonucleolytic cleavage of tricistronic rRNA transcript (SSU-rRNA, 5.8S rRNA, LSU-rRNA); ribosome biogenesis. NCBI's taxonomy places the organism in Eukaryota, Fungi, Ascomycota, Eurotiomycetes, Chaetothyriales, Herpotrichiellaceae. The record is from RefSeq and is a predicted model, not a curated record. Gene Ontology annotation, molecular function: U3 snoRNA binding; GTP binding; GTPase activity. Gene Ontology annotation, cellular component: nucleus; 90S preribosome.